AUGAAUACCCUAUUAUUUAAGCAAGGAAAUGGCCAUGGCGGAAAGCAAAGUGACAUCGCCUCGCAGGGAUCACUAUCUAGUACUGCACUUCCUGAAUCGCCUGGCCCUUUAGAUGAGAAGAAUCUUCCUAGGUUGCCCACUCCGUUUGCUAGGAGUCUUUCUACGAUUCCUAGCUAUGAACAAAUGAAGCGAACUAAUAAACUGCCCGAUUAUCAUUUAAAGAUAGUUGUUGUAGGAGACGGUGCUGUGGGGAAGACAUGUCUAUUAAUAUCUUAUGUCCAAGGAACAUUUCCAACAGAUUAUAUCCCAACUAUUUUUGAAAAUUAUGUAACGAACAUAGAGGGACCUAGCGGCCAGGUUAUAGAACUCGCAUUGUGGGAUACAGCUGGCCAAGAGGAGUAUAGUAGACUUAGGCCACUCUCAUACACAAACGCAGAUGUGUUGAUGAUCUGUUAUUCUAUUGGAAGCAAGACGUCACUCAAGAAUGUUGAAGAUCUCUGGUUUCCAGAGGUUAAACAUUUUUGUCCUUCUACACCUAUCAUGCUAGUCGGCUUGAAAUCAGACCUAUACGAAGCUGAUAAUCUUUCUGAUCUGGUGGACCCAGAGUUGGCAGAAUCCUUAGCUAAACGUUUAGGGGCGUUCGCACAUAUUCAGUGCUCUGCACGAUUGAAAUAUAAUGUCAGUGAAGUAUUUGAAACUGCCAUCCACACGUUGCUUUCCGAUUCGUUGUAUACUCCCAGGGAGUCUAUGCAUACAAUCAAAAAUCCCUUCAAAAAAAAUACUACAAAGUCAGGUAUCGAUUCCUCUGCUGGAGAUACCAGCAUAUCUAUUCUUGGAACGAAAAGAUUAAGAAAAAACAAGUGCAUCAUGAUGUAA
Molecule: messenger RNA, 876 nt
Organism: Saccharomyces mikatae IFO 1815
Lineage: Eukaryota; Fungi; Ascomycota; Saccharomycetes; Saccharomycetales; Saccharomycetaceae
Gene: RHO4
Product: Rho family GTPase RHO4
Exons: 1
Coding region: 1-876 (291 amino acids)
Biological process (GO): small GTPase-mediated signal transduction
Molecular function (GO): GTPase activity; GTP binding
Source: RefSeq, a predicted model, not a curated record